UAAUUUGACAAAAAUUAUUUCUAUAGAAACGCUUGUCAUAAAUUUAAUCAUCCGUCAUAUUUAUUGAUUUUUCAUUGUUAUCAUUAUUGUUAGACUAACUUUAGCUUUUAGAAUUAGUGAUAAUUGUUUUUCAGAAACUAAUUUAAUUAGUUAGGUAUAAGUCAUACUCUAAAUUAAUAACGUUGAAAAGAACAUUGACACUGAAAGUGUUACCAUGGUUACCAGUAAGUCAACAGAACCAAGAUCACGUUAUAGCUAUAAAAAUGUCACUCUUUGUUUGUAUAAAACACUGCAACGUGAAAAUAUAAAUCAGGCGCGCAAGUGUCAUGAAAAAGAAAAAAAAGUAUAUUUAUAAGUUAUAAUUAAAUAUUAUUAACUAUUUUUUUUUGUUGAUUACCCUUAUUAUUUUUUGUAAUAUUUUUAAUGUCAAAGGUAAAAUGAAGUUACUCUUUACGUUGUGACAUUGAUAAUAUUAUGUAGGGUAAAAAAAUUAAAAGUUUACGUCAACGGAAAAUUAUAAAUACAAUGGAUAGUUUGAAAAAAAAUUCAUCACCUGAAACUUUUCGUGAUGAUAAAAUGCCACCCUGGUUAUUAGAAAUGACUGAAAAUGUAAGAAAAUUAAGUCGAGAUAAUUUUAUUUCAUUGCCGACGCAAUUGAAUUUAAGUGAAGAAUCACCCAAGCCAGCUGAUAAAAUUAAUAAACCUGAGAAGCGACGUAGUGGUCGACGAGCCCAGACCUAUGAAAAAAGUGAUUAUCCUAAAAAAACAGACAACCGCAAAGAAAUCAAUUGUGUGUCGGCGUCGUUACUUGAAACUCGAAGCAAAUUUAACAAGCCUUCGUUGGUAUCAAAUAUUUCGCUACGUGAAUUAAAAGAUAGGGAUAACACCCAUUUGGAUUUAAAUUUACCAGCGAAUCCUUACGAUACAAUAAAUUUCUUCGCCGACGAACGGAAGUCGUCGAUUGAUUCAUUGCUGUCGAGUCAGCUGAAAAACCUGAAUCUUGGCGAAUUGGAAACAUUUGACCUUGGAGAGACUUCUGGGCUAAAUACCAGAAAAAUAAAUAAUUUAUUCAACCGAGACACUAAUUAUUCUUUUAAAGGUUCUGAUAAAAACGUACAUGAUUUUAUAAUACCAGAAUUACCUUCUGGAGAGUCAUUGACUAUAGAUAUCCUCAGCACAUGGGGUGAUAAGAAUUACGUCGGGCUUAAUGGAAUUGAAAUAUUUUCAUCAACUGGUCAAACUCCGAUAAUAACUAAAAUUUGGAAUGACUGUGAUGGGAGUUGUACAGAGAACGAAGAUGAAAAAAGCAAUACAAUAAAUAAUUUAAUUAACGGAGUAUAUCGAACUAAAAAUGACUUAGACAUGUGGUUAAUACCAUUUACUACAGGAAAUCAUCAUUGCAUACAUAUUGCAUUUUCUGAAAGUACCAAAAUUGCUUUAAUAAGAAUAUGGAAUUACAAUAAGUCAAGGAUACAUUCUUAUCAAGGUGCCAAACAUGUUGUUAUUAAAUUAGAUGAUGUUAUUAUUUUUGACGGUGAAAUCGCGCGAUCAUCUGGUGAUAUUACGGGAGAUAUUAAUUCAUUUGGAGAUACUAUUUUAUUUACAACUGACGAAGAAAUACUAGAGCUGAUUUCGGAUAAUGAUAUAAAUUUCGAUAAUGGUGAAGAUAACUCUCCUGAAGAAAUUGAAAUAAAUAGACCGAUCACCGGAUCAACUGACAAAAUUAACGAACUACACAUUAGUCAAUCGGAUGAGCAACUUAAUUUAACUGGAAGUAGUGAUAAAGAUAUAUCUAUUGCAUGCAAACAAAUUAAAUUAUUUUUGUUAUCUAAUUGGAAUUUUAAUGAUAUGAUUGGUUUAAACGGAAUAGAAAUAAUAAAUGAUCAGGGUGCAAUAAUUCCAGCGUCGCAGUUAUCAUUAAAUUGCAACAUUAAAGAUAGCAAUGAAGAAAUUUUUCAUCUUGUAGAUGGAAUUAAUUUAACUACUGAUUCCGAUCACAUGUGGAUAAUAAAUAAUGAUCCAGAUUCAUUAGUCACCAUUACCAUAAUAUUCAAUACUGAAUUAUUUAUCACAGGUUUAAAUAUAUGGAAUUAUAAUUAUUCACUUGAGUCAUCAUACUGCGGAGUCAAACAAAUGCUUGUAGAAUUAGAUGGGAAGAAAUUAUUCGAUGAUGAUUUCGAAGGCUUUUUGCUAAGACGAGCACCUGGCUCGUGUCAUUAUAAUUUUUCCCAGGAAAUAAGUUUUGUGAACCGACCCAAGGUAGCUGUUGGUAAAAAUUAUAGUGCGUCUGCUGAAAGAAUAGUUGAAGAUAAAUUUAAUAUAAUUAAACUAUCAAGAGAUGUCUUAGAAAAUAGUGAUUAUGAAUCACCGCCAGUACCCCAAGGCUUUGUUUACCAAAUUGUUAUAUUUUCAACUUGGGGUGAUGCUUAUUAUGUUGGUUUGAAUGGUAUUGAAUUAUUUGAUGCUGAUAAACAAAAAAUUCAUUUAAAUAAAAAAAACAUCACAGCGUACCCAGAAAGUGUUAAUGUUAUCGAGGGUAUCGAAAACGAUAUCAGGACACCUGAUAAAUUAAUAGAUAAUAUAAAUGACUGUAAAGAUGGAAAUCAUUCAUGGCUAGCUCCAAUUCUACCGGGACAAAUAAAUCGUAUUUAUAUAAUAUUUAACGAUCCAAUGACUGUGUCAAUGAUUAGAAUAUGGAAUUAUUCUAAAACUUUAGAAAGAAGAGUCAAAGAAUUUGGGAUUUUCGUUGAUGAUUUAUUGGUAUACAAUGGCAUGUUAGCAGAGAAUGAUGCAAACGGUACUGUAUACUUUAGCAGCAAUAAUUAUCGAGACAUACAACUGGCAAAAUCAACAUCGGAUCAAGAAAUAAAUUUAUUGAAUUUAGAAAAAGUUAAUCAGGACGAAGAUUCACAACCAGACCAAUUGCUGAGACCUUAUACCUCAUUGCUGCCAAAAAAUUAACGCAAUUCUGUACAAUAAAUUCUAAAAACAUUUUUUAUACAUAAAUCAAAAUAUUUUUGUUAUUGCAAUCAGUAUUCGAUAUUCAUUUAUUA
Messenger RNA from Cotesia glomerata, 3053 nucleotides. RefSeq names its product katanin-interacting protein-like. The record is from RefSeq and is a predicted model, not a curated record. Bases 526 to 2961 code for a protein of 811 amino acids. The transcript is spliced from 14 exons. Lineage: Eukaryota; Metazoa; Arthropoda; Insecta; Hymenoptera; Braconidae.